AUGGUUCGAAAGAAGAGCAAAAAUAGAGAUAAGGAGAGAAGCCCAAGCCCAACUCCUAAAGCCCUGUCUGAACAUUCGGAUGAAAUUAGUAAAACCCAAAUAAAACCCCAAGACCAAAGCCAGACAGACUUUAAAAAUUGGAUUGAGCAACUAAGCCAAUCCCCAGAAGUCCUUAAAGCCCUGCAGGGAAUGGCAUCCUCUUCAGGAGCCUCAGGUAUGAAUCUAAACUCUAAAGCGAUUGUACCCAUUCAUGGUACAACUAAUCUGUCUCAAACGGUAGACAGUAAAGACUUAUCAAAUUCGUUAAAGGCUGUGGAUUUGCCAAAAAUCCAAUCAUCUUUCCAUGGAGGCACUCAUAAAUGGUUUUUUAAAACAAAUUCAGAGUUUGAAAUAGAACUAGAACAAGGUUUUGAAAAUGUAAAUCCAUGGGAAGUAAUUCAUAAAAAUUAUCCUGAAAACUGGUAUUUCCGGCCAGUGGAUAUUUUAAAAACCCAAGAAUACUAUCAGAAUGUUUUAGAACAAUCUGAUUCAGUUAAACUUGGUCCUGAAGGAUCAGUAAAAUCUCUAAAACAGGAAUUGGCUAAAACAGACAGUUCCAGCUCAAGCAUAAAAUCUUCAAGAAGACCAUCUGCUAAAACCUCCAAGAAAAAAGCUAAAGGGAAGAAGAAACAGUCAAGCUCAAAUUCAGAGUCGACAGCAUCAGAAACGUCAUCCUCUGAUAAAAAUCUGGUUUCUUCAGGCAACAGCAAUGAAGAUGAUUGUUUCGGGAUCCUACCAACAAUUAAAAUCAAAAGGAAAACCACAAAGGUAAAGAAAAAGAAGGAUAAAACAAAGAAGGAUAAAAAAGAAAAGAAGAAGAAAAAGAAGCAGAACACUUCAUCCUCUUCAUCAUCAGACUCAGAGUAA
This is a messenger RNA of Manihot esculenta (cassava), 906 nucleotides long. Its product is annotated as cylicin-1-like. Lineage: Eukaryota; Viridiplantae; Streptophyta; Magnoliopsida; Malpighiales; Euphorbiaceae. The record is from RefSeq and is a predicted model, not a curated record. The coding region runs from base 1 to 906 and encodes 301 amino acids. The transcript has 2 exons.